Molecule: messenger RNA, 14051 nt
Organism: Podarcis lilfordi (Lilford's wall lizard)
Lineage: Eukaryota; Metazoa; Chordata; Lepidosauria; Squamata; Lacertidae
Source: the annotation of a GenBank genome assembly
AUGUACCAGUUGCUGACAGUCAUGCUGUACGCAGCCCUGGAAGCCCUGGGGGGACGCACCGCUCUGGCCGUGAUCCAGGCCCAACAUCACACAAACCAGAGCUGGGGCCUGCCCAACUUCCUGGCCCACCUGAAGCGCCUGACGUCAUCCAGCAGCAACGCAACCACCGGCACAAGCCGGGUGCGGCCCUCGGAGACCUGCCAAGGCUACUACGAUGUCAUGGGGCAGUACGACGCGGCCUUCAACUGCACCACGGGGGGCUACCGCUUCUGCUGCGGCACGUGCCAGUAUCGCUUCUGCUGCGAGGACCGGUCCAGGAGGCUGGAGCAAGGGAAGUGCCGCGACAGCCCGCAGUGGUUUGCCACCACCGUUGCCGGCACAGCCACCAACGGGCCCGAUGUGCCAAACGGAAGCAAGCAGACGGGCAACAGCACCGUGUACGUGAUCUGUGGGGUCAUCAGCUUCACCUUAGCCGUGGGAGUCGGGCUCAAAUUCUUCUUCAGCAAAGCCUCAAGGAGACCGCAUGGAAGGGAGCUCAACGUGCCCAGGUAAAAAAUGCAGGCUGCAAGGUGGGGUCAAAAGUUGUUCUUCAGCCCUGUGGUGAGAACCUGGCAGCAUUUCAGCUGGUAGUGUGGCUCAGAGCUGGACUGGGAUUCUGUCCCCAGAAUGGCUCCAGAUCAGAAUUCUGUGUGUCCUCGGAAUUUUUGUAACAAUUACUAUUCUAACGGACUAACACAGCUGAAACAUUCUAUUGAUAGACCAAUUUGCUUUAAAGCUUUAUGUUCAUGACCUUUUCGUCGUUGUUGCAAAAUCAUGAAUUACCUCCCCAAAGUCAAUUUCUUUUGCAAAUUCACACUCAACAAACAAAAUAGGUGGGUGGCUUAAUUGCUCUUGCCCCAUAGUAGAACGCCUGCUGUAAAUCCUACCAGAAACACCAUCUCUCUCUCUCUCUCUCUCUCUCUCUCUCUCUCUCUCUCUCGGAUCAAUGUCUUCAAUUCCUGUGGCGUCUGUCCCUCUCACCACCAGCUGUCUCUCUCUCUUGCCUAAGCAGAGAGAACUCUUGGACUGGUAGUUCUUUAGAGGAUGUUGUCUAGGGAAGAACAAACCUCUCUGAUGAACUACAAGUCCUAAUUUAACUGUACAAACACAUAUCCUCUGUUCUAGAGAAGGACCCGGGCCAGUAACUCGCUGUGCUCUAACACUGCAUUGGACUGAAAAGGGAAUGCAAAUAAAACUCUGUAUCAGAAGGCUGCUAUACAAAUCUAUGGUGAGGCCACACUUGAAAUAUUGUGCUUAGAGGGCAUUGUAGAACUAGAAAAGGCAUGAGUUUCGUUACACAAUAAUAAUAGAAAAAAACAAUCAAUUUUUUUUAAAAGAAAUGAACCUGGAGUCAUUAAAAGAAGCUCAGAAGAUUCACAACAGACCAGAGGAAGUACUUCAUACAGCACACAGUUAAACAAUGGGGUUUGCUAAGUGAUGUGGUAUUGGCCCCCAAUUUGGAUGGCUUUAAAAGGGGUUUUGGGAUGCGGGUGGCUGAGCCUAGGGCUUGCCGAUUGGAAGGUUAGCGGUUCGAAUCCCCGCAACAGGGUGACCUCCCGUUGCUUGGUCCCAGCUCCUUCCAACCUAGCAGUUCGAAAGCAUGCUAGUGCAAGUAGAUAAAUAGGUACCGCUCCGGCAGGAAGGUAAACGGCGUUUCCAUGCCCUGCUCUGGUUUCACCAGAAGUGGCUUAGUCAUGCUGGCCACAUGACCCAGAAAAACUUUCUGCGGACAAACAUCGGCUCCCUUGGCCAGUAAAGCAAGAUGAGCACCGCAACCCAAGAGUCGUUCGCGACUGGACUUAACUGUCAGGGGUCCUUUACCUUUUAAAAGGGGUUUAGACAUGUUUAUGGAAAGCUGUCAACUGCUGUUGGCCAUGAUGGCUCUGUAAUACCUUGAGUAUCAGACGCAGUAUGCCUCUGAACACCAGUUGCACAAGCGGGGAGAGCUCUCUUGCACCCCCGCCAACACCUGGGGCAGAGUUUUUUUGCCAUAGGGACAAGCAAGUGAAGUUGGAUAAACCUUCACUGAAUCAUGCUAUACUGUAAAGAUACUAAGGUGGGAUGAUAGCUCAGUUGGUAAAGCAUGAGACUUGGGGUCGUGGGUUCGAGCCCCGUGUUGGGCAAAAAGAUUCCUGCAUUGCAGGGGGUCCUUGUGGUCCCUUCCAACUCUACAAUUCUAUGAUUUUAUGAAUGAAGUGCCUCAAUCCAGCCCAAACACAUGCCUUGUUGUCCCUUUCACUAACACUUCCUUUCUUUUCCUGGCCAGGGCACUGGUUGACAUUCUCAGGCAUCAAGCAGGCAGCAGCUCAUGCUCUGAACGCAACAACAGCCUUGUCAUUAACUCAAACUUCCAAGACAAUGGUUCAGCUCGUCCCCCGAAGAACCUGUACAACACAGUGAAACCGUCCAAAAGCAGCCAUGGUAAGAGAACUGCAGGCAGCCUGACAAGGCGAGUGAUGGCUUCAGACUGCUAAAUCCUGGAUCAGCUACCAACCUUCCCCAACAGCUUGAUCUGCAUAAUUUUUUUAUUAGAAUUCGAGGAAGGAUUUAUUUAAUAUCAUCCAUCCUAAUCAACACUGUCCCCAUCUCCAAAAAAGCUUCACGCUGAUUGAGUUGCUGUUAAAGGCACAAGUACAGGCCAGGAUCCGUGUUUCUUUCUUUCUGGUCACUUGGCAACCUAAGUGGCACAUGGGGCUCAACUGCCGGGAGGGUGACUGUGCUAAAGGAAGGAAAGUGAGGGUCUCCAUGGGGGGUGCCAUGGGGAGUAAAAGAGAUGAUUAUCUUGGACUGUAUAACCAGGUACUUGACCUCCAACCCCUUCUGAUGGCAGCAUCAUGGCUUAAAAGAGAUAAUAAGCCAAUAUGUUGGCUUAAUCUAGGCAUAGGCAAACUCGGCAGUCCAGAUGUUUUGGGAAUACAACUCCCAUCAUCCCUAGCUAACAGGACCAGUGGUCAGGGAUGAUGGGAAUUGUAGUUCCAAAACAUCUGGAGGGCCGAGUUUGCCUAUGCCCGGCUUAACCAAUACUGUGUGAGUGCACUGAAUAUCUAAGUGAGAUUAUUUGGAUGUAACACCAAAACUAUGGUUUGUAGAAUCCCAACCAAGGCUUUGUUAUACUGUAUGAACCAGCGCUUUCCAACAAAUCAUGGUUUGUGAGUGGCAGCCAGAUCAGAACCUGAAAUCACAAGUUUGCAAACCGGUGAUUUGGUGUCACAUCUGAAUCAAUGACCAUGGUUACGUUGUUCCACUCUCAUAGGCUUCAGUGUGGGAUAGAAUCCAGUAAGAGGAAAGUGGAGGAGGGAAGGGAAUUGCACAAACUAUGGUAAAUCUUGGAACACCAACUACGGUUUGGAGUCUCAGCUAAAGUUAGCACAAACCAUGGUUUCAUGUCAACGUAUGCACCAACCCCCAUGAGGAAUCACUUGGGAACUCCCCUUCUCAGUUCUCUGAAGCAAGGAAUGCCAUAUAAAUGUAACAAAAAAAAUGUCCUCCCAAGCCAGCAAAACUGGGAUCAAGAACAGGGCUCCUUUAAAAGAGGUGAAGGCCUCACACCCCAUUUUCCAACAGCAGCCUGAGCUGGCCUCUCCAUGGACCCCAGGAAUCUUCCUGGAAUCUAUCGCCUAUUUUCUCUGUGAUCUACUUCUAGCCCCUUCUCUUACUAUUUUUGUUGGAAUAUGUUAACUCCUGCUCUUUGGGGUGUGUGUGUGUGUGUGUGUGUGUGUAUUCUCAGCAGGAAUUAAGCUGCAAAAGCUUGUGGGGAAACAGCCUGUUUGCCAUAGCAACUGGUUCUAGCUGUCUGGCUGUCUUUGUGUCGGCUUGAAGAUUAAUAUUAGGGUUGUGGGGGGAGGGCCUUAUUGAGACAUGAACUGUUUUCUUUCCAGGUAGAAAGAAAAGCCUUCAAGUGCUCAGGAGGCGCUUUUGCAGUUUUCCUCUUCCCUGCUAAAUGCUCCCUUCUCUCCCAGGAGCCCAGACACACCUGGUCUCAGUUAUUCGUUUUAGUAGCAAACUCAGGGGUGGUGAGUGUCAACAAAAUUGUAGGCAAAACCAGGAUCACUGGCAAACAAGGGGUAGGUGUCAGCAUGCUGGGGGGGGUACCUCAAGGUUUGCAGAAGUACAAAAAAUAUUUUGGGGGUGGGGAGCCCAAAGGCUGCACUUCCACCGCCCUCAACAGGGGGGAGUGAGAAAAGUGCAAUGUCCUGUGUGGAAGGUAUGGCUGGCUGGAACCUGAAACAACACAACUCCUUUUAGGAGGGAGGGUACACUGCAACAUUUUGCUGCAGACCCCACUUGCUGUAGUAACAGUGUACAGUGGUACCUCGGGUUACAUACGCUUCAGGUUACAGACUCCACUAACCCAGAAAUAGUGCUUCAGGUUAAGAACUUUGCUUCAGGAUGAGAACAUAAAUCGUGUUCCGGCGGCGCGGCGGCAGCAGGAGGCCCCCAUUAGCUAAAGUGGUGCUUCAGGUUAAGAACAGUUUCAGUUUAAGAACAGACCUCCGGAACGAAUUAAGUACUUAACCCGAGGUACCACUGUAGUACUAUCUUAAUUGAGAGCCAGACUGUGUCAGACUUUGACUGGUUCAAAUCCCAGCUCAACCUUGAAGCUCACUCACCUUUGGUCAAUCAUACUCUCCCAGCCUCACCUAUUGCCAAGGGUGGAAGUUGUAAGCGUUACCAUGGAACAGAUGGCAUGGGUCCUCCUUCCAUGGCACCUUCACGCCUAGAUCCUCAAAUGGCUGCAGAAACAGAGAGAAGGGGUUUGGCAGUCCCCAGAUCCGUCUCCUAAAUUUAUUGGGCUCCAGUGCCAGAAGCCAGGUUGUCCUCUUCAACCUCUCCCUCCCUCCCAACCCUCAAAUAAAGCAUGGUAGCCAUGUAUGUUCUAUGAGAGGGGUGGGCAAUUUUCAGGCUUGUAAGAUCUCCUUUGUUCCUUUCACUAGAGACCUAAGGGCCGCCAGGUACAAGAAACAGGCUGAGGAUUAAGGAACAGGGUGCCUCUGAGCACAUCACUCAGUCCCAGGAAUCUAUUAACGGUAUCAGCAAGACCAACCGUUCCACAGAAAAAUCCACUCUUGGUUUCCCCCCAAGCAUUCUUUUUUAGUAGCUUAAUUGGAAGGGUUUUGUUUUUUUAAAAAGGUUUCUUGCUAUUAUUUGUCAGCUGGGAGUCAGAGAGCCCUUGCUAAACUCCUGCAAAACCUCCAGUAGAUCCUGAUCUACCUUCUGCUCUGCCUUGCUCUAGUUGCGUACAUAGCAGGUGGGGAGAAUGCGGUUGCGGUCAGGUUCAGCUGGGAAGAGGGAAGUCGCAGUUGGGUUCUGCUUUUGGGCUUCCCAUAGGCACCUUUGAGAACAGGAUGCUGGACUAGAGGGGACUUUCACCAGAACAUAAGCAGGGCCCUUCUUACGUUCAGUAUAAGCAUGCAUCAUUCAUCCCUUUCAAAUGAUGGUGUGAUCAAUUUGCAUGCCUAGUCCUGAUCAUAAUCCCAGCCUGCGCUGAUAUUCUCCCAGCCCAAACCCGGUUGUGAAAUUUCCCAGCAACAAAUAAAUAAACUAGCUAAUGUUAAUGCAGCCACACUGGCCCUGCAGACCAACGUUGCCAGAAUUGUUUGCAAGUUCGGAGCGGACAUUUUUAGUCUGUGUUGGGUGACCUCUAGUGGCUGCUCGAGGCAGAUAAGAAUGAUCUCCAGCUUUAGCAGGUGAACGUUGUUAACAUGGUCCGCUCCACCACAUACACACACUUCUUUCUCUCGCUUUGUUUUUGCCUUGCAGAUAACAUGCAUCAUAAUUACAUCCACCUGAACGUCAACAGCCCCAAGCAUCACACGGCCACUCUGGGUAAGUGCUGGGAGCAGUUGGAUCCCUAGAUACAGUGACAUCUUAGCAACUUGCUGAUUCUCUAUUGACUUACUUAUUUGUUUAAAUUAAAAAUAAUAAUGAUGGUGGACUGCUUUUUGGAUAAAAAGCCCUCCUGCCCCCGAAGUGGCAUGCAACAAUUUUUAAACCCCGAACAUUAUACUUUUGAGCACCAUAAAACAGAGAGACAGGAAGCAUACAGCAUAAGAUCAACAAAGCUGAUCAGGGAAGCAAACCAACUUUAGUUGGAAGCUCAUUGAAACAGGAUAGUCUUUACUGCUUUCUCAUAAACUGGCAGGCAGGGGGGCUAAAGAGACCUUCCAACAAGGGACGAUGUUCUGGAGUGAAUCUGGGCGCCCUACUGGAGAGGGACCAUUGUUCAGGAGUAGAAUAUGCAAAGUGCAUGUUCUACCCCUGACCAAUGGUCCCUCUCCAGUGCAGAAGGCCCCAGGUUAAAAAAGAAUCAGGUAGCAGGUUAUGUGAAGGGCCAAGGAUGGGGAACUUGUGUGUCUUCCAGAAGUUGUUGGACUCCAACUCCCAGUCAGCGGCAGUGGAUAAAGGGAGUUGUAGUCCAGCAACAUGGGCACCCUGGUUCCCCAUCCCUGUGCUUUCUAGGUCAUAUGUACACCUUAUAUUUAAAUAACUCUUACACUACUGUAACAGUCUUGGAUUCCCGCAAAUAAUCAUGAGAACUGUAGUUUAUUCCUCAGCCACAGAGCUGCAAUCCACAGCACCCUUAACAAACUACAGUUCCUGUGAUUCUGAGAAGUGGUAUAAGAGUGCUUUAAAGGUAAGGUGUGGUUGUGAAAGAGAGUUGUCUUCAGUCAGAGUAGCCAACACUAGGCUAUGAUGGAUCAAUAGUCUAACCUUAUAGAAGAUAGCUUCCUGACAGGACCGGCUGCAGGUCUGAGAGGGCCCUGAGUGCCCUCUGGCAGGCCCUAUCCUCUGUUGGUUGGCUUACCUGGAGGAGGGCAGCAGUGGUCUGAGAAGUACCAGGUAGCUGUGUCUAGCCACCAUUUUUAUCAUGCACAAUGCCCCCAAUUAAGUGUCGCUCUACAGCAUUGUGGGAAAUUUAAAAGGCAGCUAGACUCAAAACACCUGGCAUUGCCAGGCCAUGAAAAAAUACAUUUUAAAGGGGUUCAGGGCAGUUAUUAGCAGUGGACCCUGCUGCGGUGCGGUUUCCUUGGUAGCUGCCCCAGGAUAUUGACGCCAGACCUGCUUUCUGUGUUGCACAGCUGAGAAGGCCCUGUCUCAUAUAUACACUGGGGGAUUUGGAGUCUUCCUGGAUAAUCUCAGGGGGGGAAUCAGUGGGUGUGAAGGUGGGAUGAGAGGCUCAUAUCCCAGGGCUGUGUAGGCAGGUUGCCAAACAUCUCGUCCACCUGCUUGGAACUGCCAGCACUCAUUCUUAAGGAGCCUAAGUUGUGGUGACUGAAGGUCUUGCAACGUGCUGGUUUUUUAUCUGGGAAGGGGGAGGCUGCAGACCAGGAGCAGAGUCUGCAACAGUCAAACGUCAGGCCCAUCCUUCCUCCUGCUUUCCAUUAACUUAUAGCCCAUAGGGUAAUUCCAGCAGUCAGGGCAGCAGGGAGAGAGCUCUGGUCACUUCAAAACAAGCUGUUUAAUUCAGCCUGAUUUGUUUGCGGAAAUGUUAGACGAUGUUGGUUAAUUUAUGAGCAUUCAGUCUGAUUUGCUUGUGGGGAGGUUGCGUCAAGCAAGUGUUACCCUGCACUUUCUUCUGCCUUUUCCUGCCACUUUCCUUAUUGCAAAAAGCCUGAUCCUUUGGGGAAGUGGGUUUAUUUCACAAGAGCGCCAAAUCAGCUUUAACUGCGCAACCUGAAUUUACCGGGAGGUGAUUCAAUCCCACCUGAAAACAGUGACAGUCUGGAAGUGGCCUCUGUCCUUUUGGUGUUAUAAAAUCCAGUGGUGCCCCAAGUUCCAAGCUGAGUAAGUUUAUUAAAGAAGAUUAUAAAGGGAAACGAGCAGGCAGGUAGUGAGUAUAUAAAAUAAAAUAAAACCAGCUUACUGGUCUACCUAAAUAUGUAUUGAGCAGGAUGAUAUUUCAAGCUGACUUACGUAAGGUGCUUCCACAUCUGUCCAUCAUCACCCUGUCCUGUUCAUUCAGACUUCUCAGAGUGUCCUCAUGAUGUUGUCCAACAUUUGCACUUACCUUGGGAUUUUUCCCAACUACUUAAAGUUAAACUACUUUGAGCUGCUUAAUUUCCUGCCACAGAAAAUCCAGUAUGUGAGAAAAUGGGCAUUUCUUUGAUCUGCUUCCUCCAUGCAGAUAAUCUGGCAAACACAAAGCAACACAUAGGCUAAUAGUAUACUAACAAUAUCUAUAUAACACUAUAACUGUUUCUUAAUUCACAAUCAGAAAACAUACAGUAUGUACAUGGAGUCAUGAACUAAUAAGAGUCAAGUAGAUAUUCCAUGAAAAGAAAUGAUCAGAUUAGUAUUUGGCCGUAAAGAAUCACUGAAUAUUGAGGCUAAACACCUUCCAGAGUUAAUAUCCUAUACAAAAUUUUGCUGAGAGUGAGCUGGAGCGAGAUGGUGCUAUAAGCACAGCAACACAGAAGAAUGAUGAUUGGUGCUCCAAACACAGGAACAGAGUGCUCUAUACAAAGCAACAGCAACAGAACAGUCCUUCCAGGAUAAUAGACUGUUUCAAUAAAAGUUCUUCAUCCGCUGGCAAUAAUAUAAAAUAAAAUCCAUUACAAUAAAAUACAGUGAUUGAAAUGACAUACCUGCAAAUUCUAUAAUGGGUUGUGAUACAAUAACAGAUACAUUACCAAGUCAAAUAUCCACAAAAGUACACCAAAUAACCGUGGAUCAGCUGUCACUCAAAAGUGUAGUAAGCUGAUACUGUUGGCUAAAAACUAGUAGCAUUGUGAAGGCCACUAGCAGGUACAUUGAAUUACACAGAAUUAUGUAGAAUUUAAAGGUACAGCAUCCAAUAUAUAGCAAGGAGAACACAAACAACAGCCAUCUUAACAAGAAACGUAAACAGAACAAUUAAAGUCUAAUUCAGUAUUUAAUCCCCUGGGGGCAGGGGUGGAGGAAGGGGGGUGUGGGCCACCCCAGGUGUCACCACUGAGGGAGGUGACAAAAUGCCGGGCAGCACUCACCGUGGGGCCUGCAGCGUGCCCAAGCCACACAUCUCUCCUGGGAGAGACACGGUGGCUUGGGUGCAUGCAGGGUCCGCGCUGCCCAAAUAGUCCACCCACUGCCUCCCCCCCUCAGCUGUUUUUAAAUCAGGAGGGCUGACAUUACAGUUGUCCACUUAAAGUGGCCACCUGAAGAAGCCUCAGUUGAUCCUGUACUCAUUCUAUUGCUUUUCCAGUAAUGCUACUGGGAAAGCAGAACAGACAUCCCAUAACCAUUCUGGGAUUCUGUGCCAUGUUCACCUGAUCCGGAACUCAGAUCGGAUAAAUGGGAUUUUAUCAAAUGUGUCUCCCGCUUCACGUAGGUCAUCCUUUCAGUUUCCUGGGAAAAUAAUAACAAAAUCUAUGGUUAUGGCUGCAUUUAAGAUGAGGUUUGAAUCUUUUGUAUCAGAGGAAAGUGGUUUACAAAAAUGUAAAUAACAUCACACUAAAAUCUAGUGGGUUCUCAUUAAGACAAAACUACAAACUGACAUGGAAAUAUGGAUAACUGAAUUUAAAUGGGGGGGGUGAAAUGGAUGGAUUUGCCCAUCUCUGGAUACAACACAGAAGGCAGAAUUGAGUUGGGAACAGAGUGGGAGAGGACAGCCAGGUGGAAUCGCCCCUCUCUCUCUUUCCAGCACAGCAGACAGAGGAGAGGGGAGGAAUGGAGGGAGAGAGGAGAAUGUCAGUUUCAUCUCAGGACUGCUGAUCCUGGCAGCCACUGUGCUUUGGCAGAUGGAAGUGAAUCUGCUCAGUGCUUAGCCAAGUGCGGAGGCAGGAGAUUUCCCAGGCAGGCUCCCCGUCUCCCAAGCCUCCUUUGCUUUGCUACGGUCUCUUGCUGCCCCUGCUUGAAGUAAUUGAGGAUGGGGCUUUGUCAGGACACCGCUUGACUUUUCACAGAGAAUCCAGCCCUGCAUGUUCAUAUGAAGCUGCUGAUACAUUUUUAAAAUCAAAUUGUCAGCUUAAAGUUUAUAUGUAUUUAGCAGAGUGGAGGAGUGGGGAGCUUGGAAGCUGCAGCUAACCCACCACCCGUCAUCUUUGUACAUCACUGCCAUGGUUUAGAAGGGUAAAAUAAAAUAAGACAGGACUCCGUUUGGUACAGAGAAAAGGUUCUUUUCUUAAGAGUUACUGUAUUUUUCGCUCCAUAAGGCGCACCUGACCAUAAGGUGCACCUACUUUUUUGGGGGGCUGGCGGGGGAAGCCCGGGUUCCCCCCCAGCCCCAGGGACCACACAUUCGCUCCAUAAGAUGCACAGACAUUUCCCCUUAGAUUUUAAGAGGGAAAACGUGUGUCUUAUGGAGCGAAAAAUAUGGUACUUCCUAUCCACAAAGAUGGCUUUUGAUUCUAAGUCUACAACAUGAGGGACAGUUUCAUGGCUGCCCCGUGCCGAAGGAGAGCAAAGAGAGAUAGAAUCAUGCAGAAGGAAGGGUUGCAGCUUAGGUUUCAGUGGGAAACCACAAAGUGUAGUUGCCUUAUCAUCUGUUAGACUCAACACUGCCCUCUACUGACUGGAGAAAUGCAAGGUUGCUCAUACCCAAUAGCUGCCUUAUACCCAGUCAUGUGCCUCAGUGAGACAAGUGCAAGUAGCUUGGCCAUAAUAGGCGUAUGUUUAGUGCAAAACAAUUUAAGAGGUUUUUUUUAUUGUUACUGAGGCAUUAUUUUGUGUUUUACAAAUUAUUUAGCUAUGACAAUAAUGGAGGAUAAAUAACAAAAGAUCAAGCAGUUCUUCAUGCGGAAAAGAGUAAACGAGUUAGUAGAGAACCUGCUGUGAGGAAACAGGAAAUUGCCAAUUAAGACCAGUUAAUAAUGCUACAGCCGGGAGGGAAAUCAACUCAUGGAAAAGCAGAAUACCUCCUUAACAGGAGAGGGGUGUCUAACAAAACAACCUGUGGUGAACUCCCAUCCAUGUCAGUGGUCCCAACCCUCUGCUCACUCACCCACCCACUUGCUCCCCUUGUUGUGGUUUGGCCCUGAGAGAGGGGCUGAGGCAAGGAAAUAAUCACAUAUCAUUUUCACGUUCCAACAAUGCUCUAGGGCAGUGGUUCCCAAUUAGCUAAGUACUGCAAACUGCUUGUUUUUCAAAAGCCAAUCAUGGACUUUUGAUAAUUUUGAUGUCCUAUGGUUGUUACUGUUAUGUGAAUGGUGCCAUGGGUCCCUUGGGUGGGUCACGUGGACCCCCAAUUGGGAACCACUGCGCUAGGGCACUGUGGGAAAACCAAAAUGGUGGGCAGCUUCCCAGCCACUUGCCUCCAUGGCAACACUGAAGAGCCCUGCCAGGACACGUGGACCCCAGCAACUGGCAGCCCCAACACAUAUCUAUCACAUUUUGCAAGCCCACACUGGAAAUGGUGCUGCAAUUAUGUUUUAGUUGGAAAAAACCACUCUGAGGGUGAGGGAAGAAAGAGCAAGGUCAGCUGCUCUUGGUUGUCUUGGUGUUCCACUUGCAGCUGACUUGAUUGUAAUCAGGAGAGGAAAUGCCAAGGUCUUCUUGGUGGAUGAGGUUAUCAUGGAGGAUAAGGCAAUCGGUGGCUACUAAUCUUGAUGGAUAUGCUGUACCUGCCCUGUUGAAGGUUAUAUGCCUCUGAAUAUUGGUUGCUGGAAACCACAGGAGGGAAGAGUGCUGUUGUGCUCAAGUUCUGCUUUUAAGCUCCCCAUAGUCAUCUGGUUAGAUGGGCCACUGGCCUCAUCCAGCGGGACCCCCCUUGUGUGUGUUUUUUAUUUUUAUUUAUAAUUUUCAUUAUUACCAUUUCCAAAAUCACAUUCAAGUACAAAUUUCCACCGUAAAUAUAUUUCUUUUAAUAAAAACAUGCAAUGACUUCCCUUCUUCCCCAUCCCUGGUUCCUUUAAUUUUCCCACCAUUCCUGCAUAUUCUAAUAUAUCCAUUUAGAUCUCUUUCUCCCCUUUCUCCCUUUAUUAUAUAUUAUACUGCAGAAUUUACCUUAAUGCUGCCAUUGUUUUCACUUGUUUACAAUUAUUUUCCAAAUACUCCACAACGUUUUCCCACUCCUCUUUACAUACUUGGUCUUCUUGCUCUCUUAUUUUACCUGUUAGACCUGCUAACUCUGCAUAGACUACCAUUUUUAAUUGCCAAUCCUCCUUUUUAGGGACCUCACUCACCCGCCAUUUUGGGGGCUAACAAGAUCUGAGCUGCACCCCUUGUGUUCUUAUGUCCUUAAGGUGAAGGUGAAUCAAGGGAGAGAUUCCAGACAGCAGGCGCCAUGAAGGGGAAGCUGUGUGUAGUUUAGGAAGCCAGCCCAAGACAUUUUGGCCCUUGAGGCAAACCCCAAAAUGGUACCCUCUCCCCACCAGGGAAGAAGGGGUGAGGGAAGAUCUACAUCAGGAACAAGGAGGCAGGAAGAAAUAUGAAAAUCAGGAUCUGCAGUCCGGUAGAUCCUGCCGCCUGAGGCAGUCACUUCACCUUGCCUCAUGUGUGGCCUGGCCCUGAGUUGAGGAUUAACUUGAAUGCUGUUUGCAGAGCCAACAGGAGAAGCCUAAUGAUGAGAAGGAUCCUUGCCUUUCUCAAAAGCUAGGGAUUCACCAGGUACUGUCUGAAUUAAGCACAUGCUCUGGGGAACAGCCAUCACUAACCAUGUCCACAAGAGUGUGGGAGGACAGUAUAAUAAAUAUGGGAGUGCCAAAGGUUGUCAGCAUUGUCACUUGGAUGCUCAGUAAAAGAUGACAAAUGACUAAAUAGCUAGCGUGGAAGCAACUCGUCUUACUAAAACUCCAAGUGCCCUGGAAGUCAGUCUGAGUUGAACUAAUAUGCUUUCUCUUCUUUCUCUGUCUCCUAAAAGAUUGGCAUGUGAACCACACGCCCAGCCACUCAACCACGAAGUACAACACCCUCAGCUGCUCUCGUUCUUUCCACAAUCUUUCCCAUCUGCCCCCGUCAUAUGAGACAGCCGUCAAGUCAGAACUUAACCGCUAUUCUUCACUCAAGCGCUUGGGUAAGCUGGAGCAUUUAGGAAGGGAAUACUGGGAGGAUGUUGUUGCUGAUCUUCUCCAAAGGCUAAUAACUUGAGCCUUUUUCCUCCAUGAUAUAGAUAUCUCUCACUUUCUUUACCAUCAUCCCUGACCCUGUUUCCUCUAUACUGAAAAUUUUCAAACGUGGGCUUACACUGCCAUUGAGCCUCUCUUGGGCUCCUUAUGUGACCUGCCUGGCUGUUGAAGAAAAACUGUCUUUAUAAUGCAAAUGAGAAUUUUAGCCAAUGUAUGUAUUACAAAUUGUUUGAGGGCCAAAUCAGAUGUGAUUUUAUUGCUUUAUCAGUCCAUUUCACAUACCGAUCAUGAGGUGUUUGUGUUUUAUGGGAGUGGAGGUUGUCUGUUUCCCCCUUCUCUUUCGUCAUCUUCUCACAUCCACCAGUCCACCUUUUCAUCAUUCGGUGACAUCUUACUUAUCUCCCCUAUCUCCCAGCAGCUGAGAAGGACUUGGAUGAAUUCUAUGCCAAACGGAGGCAUCUUGCCGAACUGACCCGAGGGACUCUGCCCUUACAUGCCAUGAAGAUGAACUAUGACACGGAUGCUUACUCCGAGAAGUCCCACAACCCACGGCGUGUCAUGUCACAGGAACACAUCCUUUCCGAUGGUGGUGGUGGAGGGGGAAGCUACCGCCCAUCUCACUACGACUACACCAUUCCUCGAGAGCGUGUCAUAUCUCACGAGCACCUCCUCUCCCGCGAAAACUUGCAUUCUCAGGAGCGCCUGCUCUCUCCUGAGCGUCUUCAUCAGCGCACAGGUCCCUUCCAGGAGAUGCAUCUGGGCCACCAGAAGGCCCUCUCUCAGACCAACGUCUGCGCCAGCAGCACUCCCAUGCUUGAGCACCACCACGUGAUGAUGAAGAACUCUCACCCCACCUCCAACAACUCCCCCAAGGCAUCUGCUCCUUGGGACGGCAGUACUAGCCAGGCUGCCACCCGGCGCCAAGGCUUUGCAGCCAAGAGGCAAAGCACCAUUGAUCAAGUCCAGUUCAUCCCUGGGCACCACCCAACCCAACACCUCCCUACUGGCAGCAAGAACGAGGUCACCGUGUGA